UGAUGAUGUGCAAUCAAACAUCUACCAAAAGCGAAAGCUUCCAGUUGCCAAUCGUAACAGGAUCAACUCGUUCCAGCCCCCGGAUGCCAAACCAAUACAGUGAUAUCUAGUGCUUAAGAUGGAUGCUGCCGACCUGAGGUUGCUGAAGAUCAAGACCGGAAGUUUGAACAGGCUCAAGAAAGAGCUGGGACUGUACAAGCAGGAAGAGGAGCAAGAACGACAAAAAGUGGCGAGGAUGAAGUCAGAGAAUGCAGACUAUCAUGACAUCAAACAUGCUGAGAAUGUCCUGGAGGAAGCCACUCGCAUGAUACCAGACACCAGGCAGCGCUUGGAAGGAGCCCUGCAGGACCUCAGCAACUUCAUGAGCGGCUUGAAGGAGGAGGCAGCCAGUGCAGAGGAGCUUGCUACAGCCAAAGAGGCAGCCAGUGCAGCCCAGCUGGCGCUGCAGUAAGGGCAGUUAUUAAGGGCAACCAGUAAGGAUACCAGUAAAGGCAACCAGAUCUGAACUUUAAAAGCUGCAGCGCACACAGACACAAUGCAAUUAUUAGCAUGAAUGGCCUUCACCUCAGUCGCAGCACAGUAACAGUGAGAUUGAAGGCCCCUCGGUCAAUUCAGUUUGUCAGAUUCUGGCAGUCAGAUUGCAUGAAAAGGCCUGGUGUUGCUCAAUGCAGCGCCAGGCGCUCAUUUUCAGCUGCUGCAGAAUGAACAUAGGCUUCACAGUCAUGACAGCUUAAAUAUGGCCAAUGUGGCCCUGUUCGCGACAGCAGAAACAAAAAAUAUGCUGUGUCUAUCCCUGCGUUCUGUACACUGCUGUAUGUCUGCAAAAUCUAUAAGGCGCCAGAGACCACCUACUUCCAGUCAGCUGCAGCUUGGUCCACCACAUACUGGGAGAGCCGCUGUAUCUCUUCAUCAGAUAGCCUCGGCCCGAAUGUGCACUUUCCCUUUGGAGUGCAACCGGUGCCGUAUCCAGGCAUCUUCCCUUUGCCACUGUAUACAAGAUCAUAAAUGGAUUCCACAGUAGCCACGCUGUUUCGUUUGAGGUCCCCUUCCCUCAAAGUGGCUCCAGCUUGCACCACAUUGCCACCACCAACAUGGCAACCUAUGCAAUUCUUAUUGAAGGAGAGAGAGGUGCUUUCAUCGGCAUAAGCAGCAGCACUUAGUAGAUGAGCUGCUGCUGCGAUCCCUAGCAGAUCUGAGCCCAAUUGUCGAAAUCUAUGUGAGGCUGCACUUUCGCAAGGUCGUCUUUCGGGCCUUCUACAGGACGCACUAUGUGAGGCAAGGCAUCUAGUUUGGUGGUGGCAGCCACUUCCAAGCAUUUCUUAUCCCUGGUGAUACGCCCCAAGCUUUUCAAUGCCGUUAUAAAUACAGUCGACCUUCGUUGAUGCUGGAAAGAGAUCCGUCUGGUCUUGGUGUUGGACGAGCUGUGACUCACAGCCUGUGACCCUACUCCCUAAAUAUAAGCCUAUAUCAGUCAGGUAUGCAGGAAAAUGCCAGGCCUGUGACUUGGCUGUGACUUCACAGAGAUGCUUGACAUUGUGCAGCAAGGGAAAGAAGUCCACAUGAU
Molecule: messenger RNA, 1564 nt
Organism: Coccomyxa subellipsoidea C-169
Lineage: Eukaryota; Viridiplantae; Chlorophyta; Trebouxiophyceae; Coccomyxaceae
Product: tubulin binding cofactor A
Exons: 5
Coding region: 119-451 (110 amino acids)
Biological process (GO): tubulin complex assembly; post-chaperonin tubulin folding pathway
Cellular component (GO): cytosol; microtubule cytoskeleton
Molecular function (GO): beta-tubulin binding
Source: RefSeq, a predicted model, not a curated record